AUACGGAGGGAGUAGAUAAAAGUGGAAACAAAAUAGUACUACUAAUUAAUUAGCAAUCUCAUAAAUUUGUGUGUGUUUUAAUGACAUUAUAAUUUAUUUCCUUUCCCGUAGAAGUGUAAGAUCUCUUGUGUAGGCCUAUACAUUUUUAUUGAGUGAAAUAUCUUUGACAGAUCUCCGAAGAGGUACACUAGCCACCGGAUUGAUUUUUUUUAUGAGCAACUUAAAAUGACUCAAAAUAUUUGACACACAUGCAUCUCACCUGAAUCUUCGUGGUGCAUCUCCUAGCGGUGUAAACUUUUAACAGUCUUGCUAAGUAUUAGUCGACUGAAACUUCAUUAAGUCUCAGUCGAUGCUAUAUCUGUAGAAUCUUACAUUAAGAUCCGUGUAAAAGAAAAUCAGUUUUUUCUUGCAUGUCAUGUCAUUUGACUGAGACUUGGUUAAAUCUCAAUCCACUGAGACCUAGUCACACCUAACUUUAAAAUGACCAAUUUUUAAAUAUUUCUGUUACGUUCAAAUAUUUCCAUUAAGGUUUUGCAAAAUUUGACGCGGCUAAAAAUAGUAAAAGCGUAGUAUCACGGCGUCAUAAGAACUCCACCCGUACGAGCCCAUGCUCCCCUGUGUCGCGCCGCGCCCUCUGCUUCAUAUAUAGUGCCCCUCGGCCCCCGGCCAUAGCCAAGCCAGCCAGCCCGCCUCACCCGCGCAUUAGAGCCAUGGGACGCCGAGCACACGCCGUUCCGGCGGCCGCGGCGGCAGCGCUGCUGCUCGCCCUCCUCCAUCUGCACGCGGCCGCGGCCGCCGACCCGCCCUUCUCCUGCGGCGCGGCGUCGGCCGCGCCGUACUGCGACCGGAAGCUGCCGGUCGAGCGGCGGGCGGCGGACCUGGUGUCGAGGCUGUCGCUGGAGGAGAAGAUCUCGCAGCUGGGCGACGAGUCGCCGGCGGUGGCCCGGCUGGGCGUGCCGGCGUACAAGUGGUGGUCGGAGGCGCUGCACGGGGUGGCGUGGAGCAAGGGCAUGCACCUGGACGGCCCGCUCCGCGCCGCCACCAGCUUCCCGCAGGUCAUCCUCACCGCCGCGUCCUUCAACCCGCACCUCUGGUACCGCAUCGGCCAGGUGAUCGGCACGGAGGCGCGGGGCGUGUACAACAACGGGCAGGCGGAGGGGCUGACCUUCUGGGCGCCCAACAUCAACGUGUUCCGCGACCCGCGGUGGGGGCGGGGCCAGGAGACCCCCGGCGAGGACCCGACCAUGACGGGCAAGUACGCGGCCGUGUUCGUCCGCGGCGUGCAGGGCUACGCCAUGUCCGGCGCCAUCAACUCCUCCGACCUGGAGGCCUCCGCCUGCUGCAAGCACUUCACCGCCUACGACCUCGAGAACUGGAAGGGCGUCACCCGCUUCGCCUUCGACGCCAAGGUGACGGAGCAGGACCUGGCGGACACGUACAACCCGCCGUUCAAGAGCUGCGUGGAGGACGGCGGCGCCAGCGGCAUCAUGUGCUCCUACAACCGCGUCAAUGGCGUGCCCACCUGCGCCGACCACAACCUCCUCUCCAAGACCGCCAGGGGCGACUGGAGCUUCAACGGAUACAUCACGUCGGACUGCGACGCCGUGGCCAUCAUCCACGACGUCCAGGGGUAUGCCAAGGCGCCGGAGGACGCGGUGGCAGAUGUCCUCAAGGCCGGCAUGGACGUGAACUGCGGCGGCUACAUCCAGACGCACGGCGUGUCGGCGUACCAGCAGGGCAAGAUCACGGGGGAGGACAUCGACCGGGCGCUCCGCAACCUCUUCGCCAUCCGGAUGAGGCUGGGCCUCUUCGACGGCAACCCCAAGAACAACCGGUACGGCAACAUCGGCGCCGACCAGGUGUGCAACAAGGAGCACCAGGACCUGGCCCUGCAGGCGGCGCAGGACGGCAUCGUCCUCCUCAAGAACGACGCCGGCGCGCUGCCCCUCUCCAAGUCCAGGGUCUCCUCCCUCGCCGUCAUCGGGCCCAACGGCAACAACGCGUCGCUGCUGCUCGGCAACUACUUCGGCCCGCCCUGCAUCUCCGUCACGCCGUUCCAGGCGCUGCAGGAGUACGUCAAGGACGCGACGUUCGUCCAGGGCUGCAACGCCGCCGUCUGCAACGUGUCCAACAUUGGUGAGGCGGUGCACGCGGCCAGCUCGGCGGACUACGUCGUGCUGUUCAUGGGGCUGGAUCAGAACCAGGAGCGGGAGGAGGUGGAUAGGCUGGAGCUGGGGCUCCCCGGGAUGCAGGAGAGCCUUGUCAACAAGGUUGCCGACGCGGCCAAGAAGCCGGUGAUCCUUGUGCUGCUUUGCGGUGGCCCGGUGGACGUGACGUUCGCCAAGAACAAUCCUAAGAUCGGCGCCAUUGUCUGGGCUGGUUACCCUGGCCAGGCCGGUGGCAUCGCCAUUGCCCAGGUCCUCUUCGGCGAGCACAACCCCGGCGGGAGGCUGCCGGUGACAUGGUACCCGAAGGAGUUCACGGCGGUGCCGAUGACGGACAUGCGGAUGCGCGCCGACCCGUCCACGGGCUACCCGGGCCGCACCUACAGGUUCUACAAGGGCAAGACGGUGUACAACUUCGGCUACGGCCUGAGCUACUCCAAGUACUCCCACCGGUUCGCGUCCGAGGGCACGAAGCCGCCGUCCAUGAGCGGCAUCGAGGGCCUGAAGGCGACGGCGUCGGCGGCGGGCACGGUGAGCUACGACGUGGAGGAGAUGGGCCCGGAGGCGUGCGACAGGCUGCGGUUCCCGGCGGUGGUGAGGGUGCAGAACCACGGGCCCAUGGACGGCAGGCACCCGGUGCUGCUGUUCCUGCGGUGGCCGAACGCGACGGACGGGCGGCCCGCGAGCCAGCUCAUCGGGUUCCGGAGCGUGCACCUGCGGGCGGACGAGGCCGCGCACGUCGAGUUCGAGGUCAGCCCCUGCAAGCACUUCAGCAGGGCGGCGGAGGACGGCCGCAAGGUGAUCGACCAGGGGUCGCACUUCGUCAAGGUCGGCGACGACGAGUUCGAGCUGAGCUUCAUGGCCUGAGCCGGCAGCCGGCCGCUGCUGCUUCAGGAGAGGAGGAUUUCGAGCAUAUAUGCACAAGUGUAAUCACCUAACUUAUCUGAACGAGAGAAUGGUAAAUUAAAAGCGAGAUCAUCUUCCCUUUUUUCACACUGUGUGUGGCAAUGGUGCGAUGUACGGGUAAUAGUAACAAAUAACAAAAUGGCAACUGAGACA
Molecule: messenger RNA, 3224 nt
Organism: Triticum dicoccoides
Lineage: Eukaryota; Viridiplantae; Streptophyta; Magnoliopsida; Poales; Poaceae
Product: probable beta-D-xylosidase 7
Exons: 6
Coding region: 711-3032 (773 amino acids)
Biological process (GO): arabinan catabolic process; xylan catabolic process
Cellular component (GO): plant-type cell wall
Molecular function (GO): alpha-L-arabinofuranosidase activity; xylan 1,4-beta-xylosidase activity
Source: RefSeq, a predicted model, not a curated record